This is a messenger RNA of Phyllostomus hastatus (greater spear-nosed bat), 945 nucleotides long. Its product is annotated as olfactory receptor 6M1-like. The transcript has a single exon. The record is from RefSeq and is a predicted model, not a curated record. NCBI's taxonomy places the organism in Eukaryota, Metazoa, Chordata, Mammalia, Chiroptera, Phyllostomidae. Gene Ontology annotation, cellular component: membrane. Gene Ontology annotation, biological process: G protein-coupled receptor signaling pathway. The coding region runs from base 1 to 945 and encodes 314 amino acids. Gene Ontology annotation, molecular function: olfactory receptor activity; G protein-coupled receptor activity.
AUGGAGGUACAAAAUCGGACCACAGUGACUGAAUUUAUGCUGACUGCCUUCCCUGUGCUCCAGGACCUUCAGAUUUCCCUUUUCCUGUUUCUCUUGUUCACUUACAUGCUUACUCUAAUAGGAAAUAUUGUCAUCAUAUCUCUAAUAUGGGUUGAUCAUCGCCUGCAAACCCCAAUGUACUUCUUCCUCAGUAAUCUGUCAUUUUUGGACAUUUUAUACACGACCUCAGUUACCCCAAAGCUCUUAACCUGCCUCCUAGAAGACAGGAAAACCAUAUCUUUUGCUGGCUGCAUCACCCAAACAUACUUCUUUUUUUUCCUGGGGACAGUGGAGUUUAUCCUCCUGGCAGUGAUGUCCUUUGACCGCUAUGUGGCCAUCUGUAACCCCCUGCGCUACCCCAUCAUCAUGAACAGCAGGGCCUGCCUCCAGCUGGUUCUGGGCUGUUGGGUGGGGGCCUUUCUGUCAGUGCUCUGCCCAACCAUUGUUGUGUCCCGAUUGCCUUUCUGUUACAAAGAAAUUAAUCACUUCUUCUGUGACAUUGCCCCUCUGCUACAGGCGGCCUGUAUUGAUACUCAUUUCAUUGAGAUGGUAAACUUUUUAUUAUCUUCCCUCAUCCUCCUGACCUCCCUGGUGCUCACCACCAUUUCCUACACCUACAUCAUUUCUACCAUCCUGCGCAUCCCCUCAGCCCAAGGCCGUCACAAGGCCUUCUCCACCUGUGCUUCUCACAUCACUGUUGUCUCCAUUGCCUAUGGGAGCAACAUCUUCAUGUAUGUGCGGCCCAGCCAGGACUACUCACUGGAUUUCGACAAAGUGACAGCUGUUCUCACUACAAUGGUGACCCCUCUUCUGAACCCCUUCAUUUAUAGCCUCAGGAAUGAAAAGGUAAAAGAAGUUGUGCGAGAAGCGGUAAACCAAAUUAUGUCCUUGUGUAGGAGAACUUGA